CUGCACUGCACCCCAGGGACUUCACAAUCACUGCCAGAGGGUAUGAGGACUUGGCUCCCACUGCCUUCCCGCACCCACAGUGCUAUGCCUGGACUGAACAGCUGGCCCCGGCACUGCAUUCCAGCACCCUGCCCGCAGGCAGUGUGGCAAGUCCCUUGGCACUCCAGCUGUGGCAAAGGUGUACCUUUGGGCAAGGGCACAGCCAGCCACUUGGGUCAGCUGAUAACGGACACCAGUCCUUUUGGUUCUCUUGCAUGUUGGUUGAUUCCCCAGAGGCUCCAAGCCCCCAGGGCUGGGGCAGGCCCUACUCACCUAGGGCUUUCCCAGCUCCCUUUUUUCAUUCAUUCCUUCCUUCUCUCCCCUCCAAGCUCCUGUCUUCCCCAGUGCUCCUCCAUCACCCCCCCCAGGUGUGUCUGCAGUGGGGGAUGGGAACCCCCCUACCAGAGGGAAUGAGGCCCAGGGGAGCAGACAGGGGUGGUGGUGGUGUCAGCUGUGGGAUUACAGCAUGACCUCAUUUCCCCCCCCUUGAAAAUCUUAAAGGGAGAGCACACUGCCCCGCCGCCAGGCAUUCUCCAGAUAUGUGUCAUCCCCCUGGGUAGCAGCCACCCACUGCACGGGCGGGCGGGCAGCUCUGCUCGGCCGGCAAGAGAGGCUUCGAGGCAGCUUUUUUUUCUGAAUGGAAAAGGAAUGAGUCAGGAUGUGUGUCAUCCUGUGAAAAACCCGCUCACACUUACAUAGCGGACACAGUCCCGGUAUAUAUAGACCAAUGGGUAGUGGUGUAACAUGCACACACACACACACACACACACACACACACACACACACACACGGGGCAGCCCGGACUUGUGCUCUGCGUCCUUCCUCCGCAGGGGGCGGGCUGGGGGGUGUAUGUGAGGUGUUUCUUUUGCUGGACUCAGAUUUGUUUUUAAACUUACCUCACAAGCCCCCCCCUCCCCCCCUGCCCCCCAAAAAAAUUAAAGGAAAAAAAAAAGACCCUGGAUUUCGGCAGCAGGUGUGAAGGUUUUUUGGGAGGGGGGAAAAGUUGUCCCCCACCACACACACACACACACACACACACACACACACACCUUGAGCUCCCCAAGCAGCCAAGUUACCAAAAAAGCCAUCAACCUAACCCAUUAACGGAGAAAGAGCAAAAUAGCCCCGGAGGAGAGACUCUCCCACCCAGGGAGGUACCUGCCCUCACCGCCAGCCUGCCCCAGCCACACUCAGCCAUGCACAGGCGGGUGUGCUGGCUGCUGAUGGUACUGCUGAGCCUGUGGGAGGGGCUAGGGGCUGCACCUGCCCCACGGGUGAAGCCCUCAGAUCCCAGGGCCGACUUUGACGCUGUCAUCAACCUAGCCAAGACCCUGCUGAGCGACACAAAGCACCUCUUCACCCACUUCAAAUCUCGGUUCCCAGCUGAGGGGGAGCAUAAGAUGGACACGCUACCUGUCCUGUCCAUGAACGCUGUGGAGCUGGCCAGCAUCCAGGUACCCGGUGGCCUAGUGCGGCUCAGCGCUGACCUGCAGAGCUAUCAGAAGCACCUGGAUUGGCUGCGCAAGGCAGGACCUGUACUGCGGCCCCUAGAGCCUGAGCUGGGUGCUGUGCACAACCGACUGGAGCGCCUGCUCAGGCGCCUGGAGCACCUGAUGUCCCGGCUGAGCUUGACACGCUCCAGCGACACACUGCCCUCACUGCCCUCCCAUGGCACGCACUGGUCCGUGGUGCAGGCUGGCCAUGCCAUCUUCCAUAGCUUCCACCUCUAUCUGGACUGGGCUGCCCGUGCCCUUGUUCUCAUCCGCAACAAGCUGUGA
Alligator mississippiensis (American alligator) is the source of this 1817-nucleotide messenger RNA. It is a transcript of the gene IL11, whose product is annotated as interleukin 11. Bases 1236 to 1817 code for a protein of 193 amino acids. Gene Ontology annotation, biological process: positive regulation of MAPK cascade; positive regulation of cell population proliferation. The record is from RefSeq and is a predicted model, not a curated record. Gene Ontology annotation, molecular function: cytokine activity; growth factor activity. Gene Ontology annotation, cellular component: cytoplasm. Lineage: Eukaryota; Metazoa; Chordata; Crocodylia; Alligatoridae. The transcript has 5 exons.